UAAAACAUGGCCGCCGAGCGGAUUUAUAUGAUAAUGAUUGUGAUGGUGAAGUCGAUGAGGAAUUGUUAGAUUCAAUAGAUAAUGAUGGCGAUGGACUCGUUGACGAGGAUGUAAGGGCAUUUUUAGUAGAAUACUCUGGUGCUGUUGCUAUUUCUCCUAAAAAUUGUUUUGUGUCACCGGAGUCUGGUUUUCCUGACAACAACAGAGUCCAAAUAACGGGAGUCGACGGAUGCGCUGUAUCGGGGAGUAUAUUUGCUAUGGCUGGAGAGUUUACGCCCUUUGAUUCGGAUAAAACAGGCUCGGAUAUCCAGCCUAAAAUACUUCGCAGUGGACUAUUCAGUGUUGCUCAGUAUGUGGACCACCCUAUGCUCUUUUUCAAGUGUGAUAUUGCAAAAUACUGUAUCUCAGCGUCCGAUACAGACUGCACCACGGCCAUUUGUGACGGUGGCCGGAAGCGAAGACAAGUAAAUUCGGAGAAUUCCGUUGACAAUAUAACAACUUCUACUUGGGUGUUCCCCUAUGACAUAUCACCAAGUAAACCAACGAUUACAGAAACCGUGCAGGAUCCCUCGAGCUUCAAGACUUGUUUGGACAACACGUACGUGCAGAUAUCUUACAUACUUCUGCUUAUUCUAAUGUUAAUCUCGUUCUUCACGGCGCUGUGUUUCUGCUGCCUCUUCAAACGUAACAGCAGGCGAGAAAAAGAAAUCGACAAAAACUUUUACAAGCAGAGAACAAGACCAACGUUUUAAUGAGUCUAUUGAGGUAUAUUGCCAACAACAACAACGAAAACAACAACAAUCACAGAAAAUUUCUUAGAAACAGAGAGAUUUUGUUCAUUAAUGUUCAAAACAAAUAUAUUUAUUAUAGUAAGUUCGUUGUGAAUAAUUAAAAUAUGGUUAUGUCGAAGAUUCACAUGUGAUGAUGAUAAUUUCUAUAUAAACUCAAUGGCUACAACAAUGGAUUUUGACAUACAUUGACAUACUAUGUAUAGUAUGUCUGCGACUUAGAAGGUGCCAAAUGUCAAUAUUCGACAACAUUCGUGUGUUGUUUUAGUGCUGUAUUUAGUAGUCAAUAUACAGUUUAUUGUUGAAAGCUCAAGUUAAAUGUUAACAAGUUAAAGAUAUGAAUUUUGUAUUUAUUUUAUACAUAUGGUUGAAUUCAUGGGAUUAUAAUCUGUAUCACUCAGUGUAUACGUCUUUCACUUUAUUAUAAUGACUACAUGUGAGCCGCGUCACGACAAAACCAACAUAAUGCGUUUGCGACCAGCAUGGAUCCAGACCAGCCUGCGCAUCCGCGCAGUCUGAUCAGGAUCCAUUCUGUUCGCUAUCAGUUGCUCUACUUGUAAUAGGGUUUGUAAGCGAACUGCAUGGAUCCUGAUCAGACUGCGCGGAUGCACAGGCUGGUCUGGAUCCAUGCUGGUCGCAAACCCAUCAUGUUGGUUUUGUCGUGACGCGUCUCAUAUGUUUUUUGAUGACCAUAACUUAAUUUUGUUGUUAAAAACCCAUAGAAUAACUCAUCUUGCUUCAUAUUUAAUCUAUUGUUCCCCUCUAAAUGAGCAGAAAAAAAUGUUACUUUUUUGUUGUUUUUUUAAACAUUAAAAUCAGUGAAUUUGUUUCCAUAAAAAAAUACCAUAAAAUAUCUAAAUUAAAAAAGCAUAAAAUUAUUGUUAAACUGUAAAAAAAAAACUCAUAGAAUUCUUGUUAAACUUAAAAAAAAUCUUUAAAUUAUUGUUUAAGUUUAACAAAAAAAAACACAAGAAAUAACGUUUUGUUUAUCUUCAAUAAGCAUGAAAUAACCUCUUUUAUUAUAUAAAUGAAAUAUUGAUGAAAUAAAAUGCGUUUUUUCAUUUUUCGUAUUUUCACUGUAGAAAUUUAUUUUUCACUGCAGUCAAACAUAUUUUUCUUAUUUUCACUGAUGUCUUGCCGAACUACUUUCUUCUAAAUUCAGCCAAAACAUAAAAUUUAAGGGGGAAAAAAGAAGACAAAAAUGUACAUACAUGUACUAAACAGAAAAUUCAAGUUUUUUCCAUUAAUCUCAUGGCUACCGCCGCUCAUAAAUAAUAAUAAUUGUAAUAAUAAUUAUAAUGAAAAUAAUAAUAAUAGAUAAAGUUGUAAUGAUAAUAAAAAUAAUAAUGAUAAUAAAAACAAAAUCUUUAUUAAGAGAAGGUAAUUAACUUCAGUUGACACAAAAAAGAGAGAACAUGUAUGCUUAUUUCCAGUACGGCCUUUUGAUUUAACAAUAAAAAGUAAAAGGAAGACUUAGAUAAUCAAAUAUACAUUUGCAUGUUUAUUUUAUUAUUAGUUAGUUUUGUACAAAGUUGGGAACACGCUUUUUUAGUAAUAAUCUGUUAAGGACAUACCGUAAUGGAGUAAUGGAAUUUUACAAAGAUUGCCACUUUUUUUCUUUGUCCAUUUUAAAUUAUUUCGUAUGUUUAAUCUAAUUAUGAUAAGGCCUAAAAUAAAAUGUUGUUUCCCUCCUGCUACCAACCAACAAAAACCACUGCUUUCCGAAAUAUUGUAUAGACCUUUUUACAACGCGGCCCGCUACUAUGAAAAAUUCACCGGAACUAGUAUUUUCUCGCGCAAAUGUUUUGCAAAAGACCUUUUUCCAUAGUUACGGAUGCGCAUUAUGCAAAGGGCAAAAAACGCAAUAACGAGAUUACAUUUAAUCAUACUUAAAGACUUAAAUCGACGUGACUUAAAGUUGUGUCACCCAUAAAACAGUAAUUUUGGGGUGACUUAAAGCGAAUUUGUUCACUAAACAUAAUGGAAAUAGCGUUUGUCAAUAAGAAUCACAUUUAUAAAUCUGUCUCAUGUUUUUUGUAAUGUUAAUAUACAAACAGGGAUAAAUGUUGUAUAAAAUUUUGAAACUUAGGUUAAGCAGAUGCUAAGCAUUCACAUUUUUUUUGAAAUCCAUAUAACUCAGAUAUAAGUAAAAUUAAUGUUCAACAAAAAAUAUUUUGGACAAAAAACUAGUUCACCUAAUUCAAAGACACCUGCAAUGCGAAUGCAUUUUGUUUCGAUGUAUCUGGAAGAUUUUACCUUUAACUUCAAUUCAAAUUCUGUGAUUUUCAGCUAUAAUUAAAUAUACCUUUUAUUUGUACAGUAGUUUAUUAUUGGUUGGAUAUAUUAUAUUUGUUGAUAACUGUACUGUUACAUGUAGUAGGUUGUUUUAGUUUGUUGAUAUCUGCUGUUUAUAAAAUAUAUUUUAAACGAAA
Ruditapes philippinarum (Manila clam) is the source of this 3220-nucleotide messenger RNA. RefSeq lists its product as uncharacterized. NCBI's taxonomy places the organism in Eukaryota, Metazoa, Mollusca, Bivalvia, Venerida, Veneridae. The transcript is spliced from 6 exons. Bases 258 to 752 code for a protein of 164 amino acids. The record is from RefSeq and is a predicted model, not a curated record.